Messenger RNA from Drosophila busckii, 998 nucleotides. Its product is annotated as INO80 complex subunit E. The transcript is spliced from 3 exons. Gene Ontology annotation, cellular component: Ino80 complex; nucleus. Gene Ontology annotation, biological process: chromatin remodeling. The annotation marks the transcript as partial. Lineage: Eukaryota; Metazoa; Arthropoda; Insecta; Diptera; Drosophilidae. The record is from RefSeq and is a predicted model, not a curated record.
UGGUCGCGGUAAUCGAUAGCUAAAAACAUGCUAGAUGGCACUUGACGUUUAAUCGAUAAGCGAUAAUUUCAUCAAUACAACUAUACCACAGCAUAAUUAAUUAUUAAUAAAAACAUUGUAAAAGUUUUAAAAUCACACAAUUUAACAUGCUUGACGGGUGGUACUGCCGCUCCUUGGCCAAUGAAAAGCCUACAGAAAACUCUAAUGCAGGAACAACCGAAGCUUCAGCUACGGCUGCUUCCAGUUCAGCAUCCACUGCUACAGCUAAUCAAGCAAACAUUGAUUACAAGGAACGCUACACAAGCAUGAAGCGCAAAUUGAAAUUUCUCAUAUAUGAGAACGAGUAUUUCCAGGACCUGCUACACACUAAUCAACGUCGUUUGCUAAAGGUAUCUCGUGACAGAUCUUUUUUGAUCGAUCGCCUGCUAUUAUAUGAGAAGCCCGCUAAAGAUUCAAGCGAUAGCGAUGCUACAGAUAGUUCCAACUCCGAUGUAGAGCCUACAACCUCAGCGGCAGCCCAGGGCACAGCUCCAGCUAAGGAUCCUAAUAAUCAAGUGAGGCGUAAGCAUAAAGAGAAGCCUGAUGGCAAGCUUGGGAUACCCACCGCACAUCCAGGUCCUGUAGGGGGAGCAACACGCGGACGCAGGCGUAAGAUACUGACUGGCAGCAUGAUGCAACGGCAACCAACAAAAAAGCAAAUGACAGUGAUGCCAACAAUGUCGCCAGCGCUGCAGCAGCAUCAACAACAGCCGCUUGUUUCCAGGGAAGUAGCGGGUUCGCAGAGCACUGCCGAACUGGCACGUCAGUUGCAAGAAAGACGCCCCACUCCCAUAGAGCUGAUGAGUCCAGAAUGCACCUCAGCAACCGUACCCGCCACAAUGCUAAGCGAUGAAAGUCCCUCUAAGAUUUAUCCAAAUGAGAGUUUGCAACACCUAAUGAUGGAGGACGACUCCCCUUCGCAUGUGGCUGCCGAGGAAUGUGUACCUAUGGUUUAUUUA